AGCAAUGCCUGCCCCUCGACUCAUCGGACCAUCCACUUCACCGUACGGUGCCCCAGUACUCUUCACACCGAAACUGGACGGAAGCCUGCGCAUGUGCAUCGACUACCGAGCUCUCAACAAGCAGACCAUCAAGAACAAUUACCCGAUUCCACGAAUCGAUGAUCUGCUCGACCAGCUUCGGGGAGCCAUGGUAUUUUCAAAAUUAGAUCUGCGGUCCGGAUACUGGCAGAUAAGAAUGGCGGACAAUUCCGUUCACAAAACUUCCUUCCGAACAAGGUACGGAUCGUACGAGUAUCUCGUGAUGCCGUUCGGACUCACCAACGCACCUGCAACAUUCCAAGCAGAGGUGAAUCAUAUCCUUUGCCCACUCUUGGACGAAUGCGUGGUGGUGUACCUAGACAACAUCCUCGUCUACUCGCGCGACAUGCAACAACACGUCGAACACUUACGACGUGUCUUCGAGAUUCUUCGACGAGAACGCUUCUACGUCAAAUUAUCCAAGAGCGAAUUCGCCCUCGAGAAAGUCCAAUUUCUCGGACAUAUCAUAAGCGCUCAAGGAGUUCACGUCGACCCCAAGAACAUCGAAGCCGUGCGUACGUGGAAGACACCCGAGAAAGUGAAGGAGUUACAGCAAAUCCUUGGCUUUGCUAACUACUACAACAGGUUCGUGCCGCAAUACGCGAAAAUCGCCGCGCCACUCAGGAAUCUGCUAAAAAAGAACACGCCCUAUAAAUGGGAGCCAAAGCACCAGGAAGCCGUGCAGCAGCUAAAGCAAGCACUCACGUCCGCACCCGUACUCAUCUUGCCAGACCCCGAACGCAACUACGUCAUCAAAGCUGACGCCAGCGACCAGGCAGUGAGAGCAGUCUUGAUGCAAGACCAGGGGAAUGGACUGCAACCAAUCCCCUAUCUUAGCAAGAAACUACAUGGGGCAGAACAAAACUACCCAAUACACGACAAGGAGGCCCUGGCUAUCAUCAUCGCCUUAAAAAAAUGGAGAUGCUAUCUCGAAGGACGCAAGACAAGAGUCUACACCGACCAUUGCAAACUAAAAUAUUUGAAGACGCAACCAAGCCUAGUUCGGUGGAUCAACUUCCUCGAGACGCACUUCCACUACGACAUCGUGUACAAGCCUGGCCAUAAAAACAAAGCCGAUGCGCUUAGCCGGCCUGCACACGUUGCCGCGAUCCAGUAAAUUCUGGAAAGAACUGAUGUCUC
Closterium sp. NIES-67 is the source of this 1218-nucleotide messenger RNA. The record is from the annotation of a GenBank genome assembly. Lineage: Eukaryota; Viridiplantae; Streptophyta; Zygnematophyceae; Desmidiales; Closteriaceae.